Messenger RNA from Andrographis paniculata, 1001 nucleotides. RefSeq lists its product as uncharacterized. The coding region runs from base 11 to 811 and encodes 266 amino acids. Lineage: Eukaryota; Viridiplantae; Streptophyta; Magnoliopsida; Lamiales; Acanthaceae. The record is from RefSeq and is a predicted model, not a curated record. The transcript is spliced from 6 exons.
GUAGAAGGAGAUGCCCAAGUCCAACAACGCAACGCAUAUAUACAUACAUAUAUCUCCCGCACGCCGUCCAAUGGGGAGGGGGAGCCAGAUCACCGGGGGCGGGGAGAGGAAGCUCAGGCUGUUGUGCCUCCAUGGCUUCCGAACCAGCGGCGAAAUCAUCAAGAAACAGGUCACCGGAAAAUGGCCCGACUCCGUGCUUCAGAAACUAGAUCUUGUUUUUGUGGACGCCCCCUUUCCGUCCCAGGGGAAAUCCGAUGUUGAGGGAAUAUUCGAUCCUCCCUAUUACGAGUGGUUCCAAUUCAACAAGGAAUUCACUGAAUACCAGAAUCUUGAUCAGUGUUUGGCUUACAUAGAAGAUUGCAUGAUAAAGAACGGCCCAUUUGAUGGUCUUCUUGGCUUUUCACAGGGGGCAAUUUUAUCAGCUGGGAUUGCUGGAUUACAAGCGAAUGGAGUGGCUCUAACUAAGGUACCAAAGAUAAAAGUGUUGGUGAUAAUCGGGGGAGCAAAAUUCAGGGCGCCCUCUGUGGUUGAGAAGGCAUAUUCGUCGCCAAUUCGAUGCGCUUCUGUGCACUUCUUAGGAGAUCAAGACUUCUUGAAGCAGUAUGGCACACAACUCCUAGAAUCUUUUGUGGAUCCCCUCGUCAUUCGGCAUCCCAAGGGCCAUACAAUCCCGCGAUUUGACGAGAAGGGGUUGGAGAGCAUGCUUGGGUUCAUCCAAAGGGUGCAAGCGGAUAUUCUUGCCCAGGAGAAAGAACAAGAAAAAGAGAAAGAGGAGGAACAACAACAGAUGUUUUUGGCAGCAGCAGAUUAAUUAAAUUGUUUCCUACCAUUCCAUUUUGGAAUUUACUACUACUAGUAUUUAUUUAUUUGGUUGUUUAGAUGAAGAUAUGAUACGAUAUGUUUCGACUUUCAAAAGAAUAUUUGCAGAAUUCAAUUAUGUUUAUAUAGCAGCAGAUUUUGGUGCCCCAAAUAUCAAUUUUGGGAAAUGCGCCACGACUGGA